This is a messenger RNA of Ectocarpus sp. CCAP 1310/34, 2167 nucleotides long. The record is from the annotation of a GenBank genome assembly. Lineage: Eukaryota; Phaeophyceae; Ectocarpales; Ectocarpaceae.
CUCUACCUUCUUUUCCGCAAUGCCUUCCGCUCUUAUAGUGUAACGUAGCGGCAAACGAACUCCUCUCAUUACAAAGCAUUCCUUUGGAUCGUCGCCCGUGGCCCGUCGUGAACCGCCGCCCAUCACGCACGAUCAGGCACGCCCGUGUUGUUGUGACCUCGACAUGGAUGCAAGACCCACCAGGCCCACCAUUGGUGACCUGAAGACACUCGAGAAUGAUCUCCUCGAAAACCGUGCAGGCUUGCCCGCCGUGCAGCGAAUGGCAUAGAUCAAUCUACUCAAGUAUCGCCAGGUGGCGGUCGUGAAGCAUUUUGAGCACAAGGUGGACCUCUUGUUUUCCGAGCUCCAAGGAGGAGGCGAUUCGGCGUUGCUACUAAACAUCCCUUCCACGGAGCCGCCGGAAGGUGUCGUGCAGCCACGCCCCUCGGGAUCAUCAAAGGAAUACCAGGAGGACGCCGCAAGCGCGAAGCGCGUGCUAGAUCCCAUUCUGGAGCUUUUGGCGGAGACUACCGGUGGGUGUGAGGCUGAGGCGGUUGAGGUCAAAGCGCUGGACGGUGUGGAGCGCAAGGCCGACACGUUCUUUGGCGGAGACUUGCGCAAGGUCACCGACAUGGCAAGAGCUUCCCUGAUCUGCGACACCCCGACAGCUUUAGCAGACGCGUUUCAUCGUCUUGAACAGGAGCUACGUGUCGUUAAGGUCCGCAACGGCUUUGCGCGAGACUACAUGCCCGGUGGCUACCGAGACGUGAACGUGAACGUUGUGGUGGAGGGACACGUGUGCGAGGUCCAGCUCCACCUUCGGCCUUUCCACAUGCUGAAGGCGGAUCAUCACGAGGUGUACAAGUGGGCCUGAGUGCUCAACGUCACGGUCGAGAUGCGUCCAGACGACCUCUUCAAGAACCUGUCGCCUGACGUUACGGAGGCGAUGAUCGACUUGGCCAACGGCGGCUGGUUGGGACUCCGGUUCGUCACUCACCAGUUGCUGGUUCGGGCCGGACGACACGAUGAAGGCCGAGAAGUGCUCGAGAAGGCGCUGGCUGGUGCUAAGGAUCGGGCGAGCCAGCUUUCGGAAGGUAGCCAGGAGUGGAGGGAUGGAUGGUGGCUAGUCCGCAGCUAUUUAGUCGAUCUGGCAUCACUCGUGCGCGACCAGGAUGCGUUCGAGGAAACUGAUUCGCUGCUCGUUCAGUCCCGCGAUAUCCUGAGCAAACUGCGUGGUUCUGAUCCCAAUCACCCGGAAAAGGCGGAGGAGCUCAACCAGUGGGGGUCGCUGCUGGAAGCGAAGGGCGACUAUUCUGGAGCCGAAACGCUCUACAGGCAAGCCUUGGCCAUACGGACAAUGAUGUUUACGCCUGAUCAUCCGGCGGUGGCGAGAGUGAGCAACAACUUGGCGAACGCAUUGUGCUCUCAGAGAAAAUUCCCGGAGGCCGAGUCGCUGUACAAAAGCUCCUUGGCAACACGCAAGAAGAUCCUGGGCCCUGAACACGAGGCCGUGGCCAUCGCGCUCAACAACUACGCUAGAAUGCUGAUGGGUGUGAAGCGAUACGACGAAGCAUUAGAGCUGCUCGAUGAUUCCAUCGCCAGCCGGUUAAACACGAAAGGUGACGAACACCCCGCCAUGGUCAACGUGCUCACCACCAAAUCCGAAAUUUUUCGACUGCAGAAGAGGGACGACGACGCUCUCCCGUGGGCUAUGCGUGCUCUGGAACUCGCAAAGAAGACGGUGCCAGACUCCAAGCUCACAGCGGUAACGCACAAUAACGUCGCGCUGGUAUUUCGAGCGAAGGAACAAUCGGAGGCGGCCGAGCACUACCGCGUGGCAAUCACUAUCGGCGAGAAGUCCCCGGAGCUACGAGAACACCCGGAUCUGGCAGUGUGGUACUUCAACCUGGCGCGUAUGUUGGGUAUGCAGGCCAAUUACCGGGAUGCGCAGCCCUUUUACGAGAAUGCUCUGGCUAUCCAAGAGAGGUCUCUUGGGCGUGACCACCCCGGUACGAUCAGGACGCGAGGCUGGACGGCGGACACUUACGAGAAGCUGCGACUGCUAGACAAGGCAGAACCCCUGUGGCGUGAAGUAUUCGAGUCAAAGCAGCGCGUGUGUGGAGAGCAUCACAAGGACGUGGCUUGGGCGCUCAAGUGUUGGGCGAACGUGUUGGUAAAGCAGAGGUAG